This is a messenger RNA of Durio zibethinus, 2856 nucleotides long. Its product is annotated as transketolase, chloroplastic. Gene Ontology annotation, cellular component: cytosol. Lineage: Eukaryota; Viridiplantae; Streptophyta; Magnoliopsida; Malvales; Malvaceae. Gene Ontology annotation, biological process: pentose-phosphate shunt. The record is from RefSeq and is a predicted model, not a curated record. Gene Ontology annotation, molecular function: transketolase activity.
CCAUCUUCGAAUCUAACGGUCAGCUCACUCUAUCUGUCCCUUUGUGCAGACGAGAAAUCAAUGGGAGUUGGUGGCUACUAACUGCCUUACUCCUACCUAAUCUCCACGCUGGAUUAUAUCAAGUAAACUCAUUCUCUCCUUCUCUUCACAUUAUCAAACAAAGAGGGUUGUUUCACCAACCUCGCCCUCUCACUCACUUCACCCAGCCAAAAACAAUGGCCUCUACUUCGUCUCUCACCCUAUCUCAAGCCCUCCUGGCUCGCGCCAUCUCUUACCAUGGCUCCAUCCAAUCCUCUGACCACCGCGUCUCUCUCUACGCCCUCUCUCUCCCCUCUUUCUCCGGUCUCAAAUGGACUACCUCACGCGCCUCCACUUCCCGUCGACGCCUUCCCACGCGUUCCAACCAGAAACGCCAAGUCCGGGCUGCAGUCGUCGAAACAAUUGGCACCGCCGCCCAGACUUCCUUGGUGGAGAAAUCGAUCAACACGAUCAGAUUCUUGGCUAUUGAUGCUGUCGAGAAGGCAAAUUCAGGCCAUCCUGGGUUGCCCAUGGGUUGUGCUCCGAUGGGCCACAUUUUGUACGAUGAAAUCAUGAGGUACAACCCGAAGAACCCUUAUUGGUUCAACCGUGACCGUUUCGUGUUGUCCGCUGGUCACGGUUGUAUGUUGCAGUAUGCUCUGCUUCACCUCGCUGGUUACGACAGUGUCCAGGAAGAUGAUUUGAAGAAUUUUCGUCAGUGGGGAAGCAGAACCCCAGGACAUCCCGAGAACUUUGAAACACCUGGAGUUGAAGUCACAACUGGUCCUCUUGGUCAAGGUAUUGCAAAUGCUGUGGGAUUGGCUCUUGCAGAGAAACACUUGGCUGCUAGAUUCAACAAGCCAGACAAUGAGAUCAUUGACCACUACACAUAUGUUAUUUUGGGAGAUGGUUGUCAAAUGGAGGGUAUUGCAAACGAAGCUUCUUCACUUGCUGGACACUGGGGACUUGGAAAGCUUAUAGCUUUUUAUGAUGACAACCAUAUUUCCAUUGAUGGUGACACUGAAAUUGCCUUUACUGAGAAUGUUGGUAUGCGUUUUGAGGGGCUUGGGUGGCAUGUUAUAUGGGUUAAGAAUGGAAACACUGGCUAUGAUGAUAUUCGUGCUGCUAUUAAGGAAGCAAAGGCUGUCAAAGACAAACCCACCUUGAUCAAGGUGACAACUACCAUUGGUUAUGGAUCUCCGAACAAGGCAAACUCGUACAGUGUACACGGUAGUGCACUUGGUGCCAAGGAAGUGGAUGCUACUAGGAAAAACCUUGGAUGGCCAUAUGAGCCUUUCCAUGUACUUGAAGAUGUUAAAGAGCAUUGGAGUCGCCAUACCCCUCAGGGUGCUGCUCUUGAAGCUGAAUGGAAUGCCAAGUUUGCUGAAUAUGAGAAGAAGUAUAAAGAAGAAGCUGCAGAGCUCAAGUCAAUCAUCACUGGUGAACUACCAGCUGGCUGGGAGAAGGCACUUCCGACAUACACUCCAGAAAGCCCAGCUGAUGCUACCAGAAAUCUCUCUCAACAAAAUCUCAAUGCCCUUGUAAAAGUACUCCCCGGUCUUCUUGGUGGAAGUGCAGACCUUGCUUCUUCCAAUAUGACCUUGCUCAAAAUGUACGGUGAUUUCCAGAAGGACACCCCUGAGGAACACAAUGUUAGGUUUGGAGUUAGGGAACAUGGAAUGGGAGCCAUCUGCAAUGGCAUUGCCCAUCACAGCCCUGGCCUGAUCCCAUACUGUGCUACUUUCUUUGUCUUCACUGACUACAUGAGAGCUGCCAUUAGGAUUUCUGCCUUGAGUCAAGCUGGAGUUAUCUAUGUUAUGACCCAUGAUUCCAUUGGUCUUGGGGAAGAUGGACCAACCCACCAGCCAAUUGAGCACUUGGCAAGCUUCCGUGCAAUGCCUAACAUUUUGAUGCUUCGUCCAGCUGAUGGAAAUGAAACUGCUGGUGCAUACAAGGUUGCUGUCCUCAACAGGAAGACACCCUCAAUUCUUGCCCUCUCCCGACAAAAGCUGCCUCAACUAGCUGGAACUUCCAUUGAGGGGGUUGAAAAAGGUGGCUACAUUGUUUCAGACAAUUCCUCAGGCAACAACCCCGAUGUAAUUCUGAUUGGAACUGGUUCUGAGUUGGAGAUUGCUGCUAGAGCCGCAGAUGAACUAAGGAAGGGAGGAAAGGCCGUUAGGGUUGUCUCCCUUGUUUCAUGGGAGCUCUUUGAUGAGCAACCAGAUGCCUAUAAGGAAAGUGUUUUACCAUCUUCUGUAUCAGCUAGGGUGAGUAUUGAGGCUGGAUCAACAUUUGGGUGGGAGAAGAUUGUUGGACCUAAAGGGAAGGCAAUUGGAAUUGACCGGUUUGGUGCAAGUGCACCAGCAGGGAGAAUAUACAAGGAAUUUGGUUUGACUCCAGAGGCUGUUGUUGCAGCAGCAAAAGAACUUUGCUAGGCUUGGUUAGAAGUCUCCGGAGAAACUUACACUGAAGAGGCCAUUCCAAUUGUGACACGGUCUCUUUCUUUUUAAUAAGAAACAGAAUCAAAAUUUCUCCAGUUGCUUAUGAUUCAUCAGUAGCAACACAGAGCAAAAAGGAGGGUAGAGUUUCUGUAUGUUUACCAAUUUGUAACUCCUUGGACUUUUCCCAGAGUUUUGCUAUACUUGUUGCUUUAAAUUAGCUUGCCCUUUUAUUUUUAUGUUAAAACGGAUUUGUCUACUAUUGUAAUUUUUGUUACUGGUCAAGAACCUCAUAAUCAUUAUUUUGAUCAAAUUUGCUUGGCCUUAAAUGUAACACGAGUUUGUAUAAUUUGGCUUUUCAAAAUAACCAAUUCGAUUAUCCACACUCAAUUGCUUAUUU